CGGUCACACUGUUAGUCAGAUUUCUAAAAAAACAAACCAAAACAAAAGGAAUCACAGAUAACUUUAUACGAAAAGAGAGCCACUUACCCGCCUCCAAAAUGCUUGAGAACUGUCAACGGCAUCAUAUGCUCCUUGGACUGGGAGCACUGACGAUGGUCACCAUCCUUGUCCUCUUCGUGGAAUCGCGAUAUGCGGCCGAAGGACCUCGCCGCCGGGAGCCACAGUUCGUCAUUGAGGACAACUCGACGUGCUGGCGCAACGAGAAGUACCAUGUGGUGCAGGAGUGUCACCCUUGCUCGGAAUUCGACAUAGUCAGCCGGAGCCUGGGCGUCUGCAUCCACACGCACUACAAGGAGGUGCUGCGCUGCCAAAGUGGCGAAAUAGUGACCAGGAGCUGCGACCGGGUGGCACUCAUCGAGCAGAUGAACUUCCUGAAAUUCGAAGUCCUCUGCUUGGUCAUCGGAUUACUGAGCUACCUGGUUAGCUACGCGCGGGAUCGAAUCCUGUCCAGGCGCAACUACAUGCGGAUCGAACGACAACUAAACCGAGUGCAAUAACCCACAGCUCAACCAUUCCCAAGUGAUACUCAUUGAUCGUACGGAAGGACAUUAUUUAAUUUAGUUUAAGUACAUACACUCUGGAAAUACCAUGUUAAAAUUCAUUUGCUAA
Messenger RNA from Drosophila gunungcola (fruit fly), 669 nucleotides. RefSeq names its product protein JTB (gene JTBR). The record is from RefSeq and is a predicted model, not a curated record. Gene Ontology annotation, biological process: mitotic cytokinesis. Lineage: Eukaryota; Metazoa; Arthropoda; Insecta; Diptera; Drosophilidae. Gene Ontology annotation, cellular component: centrosome; midbody; membrane. The coding region runs from base 99 to 557 and encodes 152 amino acids. The transcript has 2 exons.